AUGACUUGCAACAGAUAUAAAGAACUCGAGAUCAUAGGAAAAGACAUAAUCGACGCCACCACGAAACUGUACAAUAUUAAAACUUUUGAUGAAGAUGAAAUUAACAACAUUUAUCAAGAGAUCAAAAGCAAAUUGAUUGAAACAAAGAUACUCUCACCAGAUAGGAUACUUCUUGCAAUUCGAACAGCCGGAAUAUGCAGAAAUAAGUAUCUUAGUUCUUAUUUGGCACUAUUCAAAAAAGUGACUGAAGAAUAUCAUCCGGAACAAAUGAAAAGCCAAUCCAAAGCAUACAUGUUCACUGUCUAUAAAGAUUAUGAUAUUUUAGCAUUUGUAUCGACACCAGAGAAGCUUGAAAACGAGGAUACAAAAAAUUAUGGCUUAGAUGUUCAUGAAAAUAAUACAAUAUACAAAGCAAUCAAGGAUGAUGACAUAGUCUCAUUUAUUGGAUUUACAGAGAGAGAUGGAUUUGAUGAAAAUCAAAGACUUAUAAGUUUACUCUAUCCUGUUUCAAAGGAUGGAUAUUCAUUACUGGAAUUAUGCUGUUAUCAUGGUUCUGUUAAAUGUUUCAAGUUAUUGAGAACUAAAUUCAAAUCAGCAAUCACACAAACAUGCCUCCAAUUUUCAUUUUUAGGUGGAAAUCCAGACAUCAUGAGCGAAUGCCUUAAAGAAGUUCAACCAGACAACUACAAAUGUAUGGAAUAUGCAAUCAUUUCACACAACAUUGAUUUCGUUACUUUUUUGAUGAAUACAUAUAACAUGAAAGUUUAUGCAAAAGCAUGCGCGAUAAAUAAUAAUCUUCAAGCUUUCUUCGUAUUCUUAGAUCAAACUACAGAUAUCAACACUUGCUUUAUUAAUUCUGCAUCAUUCAAUAUUCCAUCAAUUUGUGAAUAUUUCCUUUCACUUGGUGCAGAUAUCAAUACAAAGACACAUGAUGAUUUAGAUUUCCCUGCUCUUCAUAUGGCCCUUGAAUUCGAUAAUUUUGAAACAGCUGAAUUCCUUAUUUCGCACGGUAUUGAUAUCAACGCAAAAGCGACAAGAGGAAUUAAUGCCCUUCAAUUUUCAGCCUCCUUCUCGAGCAAAGAAGUUGUCGAAUUUCUCGUUUUGCAUGGCAUUGAUACCAAAGAAAAGACAUUAGAAGGAAAUGAUGCAAUUCAUUAUGCCGCAAUUGGAAAUAAUAUUAAGGAUGUAUGGAUUUCCCCAAUCCACUAG
This is a messenger RNA of Trichomonas vaginalis G3, 1209 nucleotides long. Its product is annotated as protein of unknown function (DUF3447). Gene Ontology annotation, molecular function: protein binding. The record is from RefSeq and is a predicted model, not a curated record. Bases 1 to 1209 code for a protein of 402 amino acids. The transcript has a single exon. Lineage: Eukaryota; Parabasalia; Trichomonadida; Trichomonadidae.